AUGGCUAUCUACUCCAGGGACGAGGCUUUGAUGUGCAAAGUUUUUCCAUCGAGUUUGGGUCCGACGGCGAUGAGGUGGUUCAACGGCUUAAGAGCCAAUUCUGUUGGGUCUUUCAAAACACUGACUCAAGCUUUUGGUGCUCACUUUAUCACAUGCAGCAGGACUCCUCGGCCCUUGGGAUCUUUGCUGGCUCUGUCUAUGCGAGAGGGCGAGACUCUCAAGAAUUACUCAGAUAGGUACUGGGAAAUGUUUAAUGAAAUAGAGGGAAAGAACGAUGCUGUGGCCAUAACCAUUUUCAAAGCUGGCCUCCCAACUGAUCACGAUUUAAGGAAAUCCCUGACGGGUAAAUCUGUCACCAGUAUGCACCAAUUGAUGGACAGGAUAGAUAAGUACAGAAGGGUAGAGGAAGAUCAACUUCAGGGAAAAGAAAAGGCCAAAGUGAUCCCUCAGGAGAGGAGGGAUUUCAGGUCGGACCGUUAUAAUAGCAGCCGACCCCGGAGGGAUUUUGUUGGGCAGUCGGGUUCAGUGGACACGAUGGAUAAUUGCAGGAAUUUAUGGGAUCACUUGGAACAGUUGGUCCGUGAAGGGAAAUUAAAACAACUCUUGCAUCACUCCAGUGGAAGGGCGAGCCAAGCAGGUUCAGAGGUGCGUGGGGACGCUUCAUCAAGACUCCCUCUGGGUACGAUUAACGUCAUCUUUGCUGCCCCGGGAAGGACUGGGUCUUACCCCUCCAAGAUAUUGUCGGUGUGCCGAUCCUCGGCCGAGGAUCAUUCCCAAGCAUUGAAGAGAGCCAGGGUGUGUGUCCCCCUGAUUUUGGGCUUUUCAGAUGAGGACAUGGUUGGGACCAUACAGCCCCAUGAAGAUGCUUUGGUGGUAACGUUGAGAAUUGGCGGGUACGAUGUCAGAAGGGUGAUGGUUGAUUAG
Quercus robur (English oak) is the source of this 924-nucleotide messenger RNA. RefSeq lists its product as uncharacterized. The transcript has a single exon. NCBI's taxonomy places the organism in Eukaryota, Viridiplantae, Streptophyta, Magnoliopsida, Fagales, Fagaceae. The coding region runs from base 1 to 924 and encodes 307 amino acids. The record is from RefSeq and is a predicted model, not a curated record.